Messenger RNA from Sinocyclocheilus rhinocerous, 1735 nucleotides. RefSeq names its product SH3 domain-binding protein 5-like. The transcript has 2 exons. Gene Ontology annotation, biological process: intracellular signal transduction. Bases 127 to 672 code for a protein of 181 amino acids. Gene Ontology annotation, cellular component: cytoplasm. The record is from RefSeq and is a predicted model, not a curated record. Lineage: Eukaryota; Metazoa; Chordata; Actinopteri; Cypriniformes; Cyprinidae. Gene Ontology annotation, molecular function: protein kinase inhibitor activity.
AUUGCCUUCUACCACAGCUCAAUAUGAAGAUGAGUGAAUUAUGACCAAAUUUUUAUUUUUAGACGAACUGUUCCUUUUAAGAUUCUCAUUUACAGUUAAACUGUCUGAGCUCAACAUGGUCAAAACAUGUUUUUGCAGGAGCACAAGUCAAAAAUUUUACUGUUAGGGGAGCGUAUUUCCAAAGCCAAGUUAAACUACUCCAGCACCCUGCGCCACCUGGAGCAAAUCAGUGAGGAGAUUCAUGCCCAGAGGGAGCAGGACCAAACAAAGGAUGAACCAAUCAAAACGUGCGGUGGGCGGAGCCCGCCUGUAGGAGCAGAAACAAGCAACAGCACAGGUACCGAAGGCGGAGCCUGCGGAGGCUACCCGAGAUCAAAUGAUUGGGUGGCUGGAAAAGAGGGCGUGGCUAAUACCAGAGAGUGGGUGGAGACACAUAAGAACUCCAGGUGGGUGGACAUGGGAAGAGCAGACGUGACACUCCAGACCAUCAUCUCUGAUCUCGAAAAGUGUGAUUCGGUCGAACACCUGGGCCGCCUCAGCAGUGACAUCAGUCUCUCAGGGGAAGAAGGGGAGAGAGACGGGCUGGAGAAUGAUAAAAUGCGAAUGAGGCAAAAAAACGCACACAUUUCAGAGGAGUUCCUCAAACAACACAUAAGAAGUGUCAGUUUAUGAGUGCGUCCUUGAAUAAUGCUCACGUUUCAUCGUUUUUAAGCUUGUUUCUGGACUGACAGAGUAACUCAUAAUUUUUAUUUAUUGUUGAGCUUUUAACAGUACUUGAAAAGGAGAAAGACCAAAAGAAAAUUCUUUAUAUAUAUAUAUAAAAAUAUAUAUAUAUAUUUUUUUUUUUGAGAGAGAGAGAGAGAAGGUUUUUUUACUGUUUGGUAUUUCAAAUCAAGUGGUAAAAGAAUGACAAUAUUUGUAAGGGUAGCAACCCUGCAGUUUGAUGAACCUAAUCGUAAUUACUACAAUAUAUUUCUUUUUCAUCCUAAUCAGUACCUAAUGUUUUUCUAUGCAAAUGUAAAAAACCCUGUCUUAAUAAACACACUAUUAUUAUAAUCUCUAUAGCUGACAUGAUAAAAUAAGGCCGUUUUGCUUUAUACUUUUCAAAUUUUACUGACCACUGGUGAGCUUUAGUUCGCUUACUGACAUAAUCACACUAUUUGCCAUUAAUCAUUAGCUAAUUUUAGGCUCUAAAAUUCCACUGUUAUUUUUCUUAAUUUAAAAUGUAUUUUAUUUUUACAUUAGUCCCAUGCUGACUUUGAAAUAGUGGUUUACAAAAAGUGCUUUGUGUCCAAGUGAGAAAUGCAUGCAUGAGGUUUGCUUUAUGUUAGUCUUGUUUGCAUUAGUGCACUCUGGCCUUUUCAUCAAAAGAAACAUUUAUUCCAACCGAAAUACAGGUUUUGUAUUGUUGGAGAGAUGAAGCGUUUAUUCUCAAUUGCAGGGUUUUUAAAAUACCUGCCGCUGAACAUUUGAUGUUUUUGCUGUUUAUGGCAAUUACUUUUCUAAGUUUCAGAAUUUAUUUUAAUUUCAUGCAUUUUCAGGUGUUUUUGAAUGCUGUUUUCCUCAUUUUUUGAGAGGCUAUGUUCAUUCAUUGUGCUUUAUACAUCUUUGCUAACCCUCAGUGUGAGCAUUGGAUGUUGAUAUUAUUGUCUUUAAUAGUGUUCUGUAUGAAGAUGUGCACAGUGGUGACAUUUGUGACGUCUAAUGGAACAAUAAAUAUGCAUGUAUAAAUUCA